GACCCUAAUCAGAAUUGGGCUGCCCCCUUGCGGUCUCUGCGGCGUACUAUCUUUAACCAGCUCACAAUCCUUGGCCCUGCUCUCCUCUCCAUUGUACUCUCAAAAUGCAAGCCGCAACGACAACAGUAACGUCCCAGUUAUUUCUGAGACUCUCUAAACUCUGGACUUGCCUCCCUCCCCUCCUUCAAAGUCUUUCGAAUCUUCUCUAGGGGACAAAUGAAGGCAGUGAAGCUGGACAAAGCCAUAACCUAGGAGAUCAGGGACCUACCCCAUUCUGUUCCCCGUGCUUGGAAUCAGAUAAUUCAGGACGCCGGGCCCAAGAAGCCUGGACAAAAAAAGUCAGGAAAAACUGAGUUUCGUUUUGACCUCUAGCGUCGUGGCGGGGUGGCAUCUGAGCUGGUAACGUGCGUGAUAGGUUAUGUAAGAAAAGGGCCGGAGGAGCCGCCCCAGCGGGAGCCAGAGAGGACGCGGUGUUCUCGGCUGCAAUCCCCACCCUCCUCACCCAGCAGGGCAGGAGGCACCCAGCUUGGAGGAGAAAGGGGUGGGGGAGGUGAAACAGAGACCGGAGAGUCACGAGGGCUGGGCCGCCGAGAGCGGGAGAAUAUACCGUGUCACACACUUCCAUUCUCUCACGCACACGUUGCAGACACAAAUCACUGAUGGUUUCCACGUGCUGCGCUCGUGAGCGGAGGUGUUCAAAGAGGGGGCAGAUGAGUUAGUUCCUAAGACGGAACCGGGGGUCCCACGUCCGGAGGCGCACGCCUUCAGUGGCACAACCAAUCUCUGCACACUCAAGCUGUGCGUCUCUGGCGCAUCACCAUCCUAUUUAAGGCCACGGACUCCGCCCUUUUCCUCCCCUCCCUUCUUUUCCACUCUUUUUCCAUCCUCCUCCUUUUCUCAUCACCGGGUCCUCUCCGGCAGCCGCAUGUAGGGGCGGAGCACGGAAUGCUUCCCUUACAGCCAAUCAUCACCUGGCUGCCCUCUAUUGGCUGAGGCCCUUUGUACUGUAGCAAAUGGGCUAUGGACUUCAGUAACGAGAAUCACGUGUUACCGGCGACACAACCAAUGAGGGCGCGAGAUCUGUGUAAGCAGGGGGAGGCACGUGCCAGGCCGCACGUGUCUGGGAGGGGGAAGGGGCGGGGCCCCCUGAGAGGCGGAGGUGGGGAGCCAGACCCGGAGAGACGGUGAAGGAGCUGGAAACCGAGCCAGGGCUGAGCCGGCUGACAACAGGUGAAGAGGCUUGCUGCGGACUCAGGUUGGCGAACAGCCCUGGCGAACAACGGGCGGAGGGGAAGGUGUCUUUCAAGUCAGUUGCAGGUUCCGAUCUUUGGGUACUCCAGGAGCUGCUCUCCAGCCCCUGCUUCUGGACCUAUGGAUUCUCCAUCUAGCAUUUCUUCCUAUUCCUCCUACUCUCUCUCUUCGUCUUUUCCCACCUCCCCAGUGAACAGUGACUUUGGCUUCCCCUCUGAUAAUGAGAGGGAGGACAAGGGGGCCCAUGGGCCCAGGCCAGACACUGUUGGGCAGAGGGGAGGUUCCCGGCCCAGCCCGGGUCCUAUCCGCUGCAGGCAUCGAUCCAAGGUUUCCAGUAACCAACAUACACCAUCUCAUCCGGAACAGCGGGGUUCGGCUUCUCCUAUGGCAGGAUCUGGGGCGAAAAGAUCAAGAGAUGGUGAACUGGAGACCAGUCUAAACAUCCAAGGUUGUACCACAGAGGGAGACCUGCUGUUUGCCCAGAAGUGUAAAGAACUCCAAGGAUUUAUACCUCCUCUCACAGAUCUACUCAAUGGGCUGAAGAUGGGUCGUUUUGAGAGAGGAUUAAGCAGUUUUCAGCAGAGUGUGGCAAUGGACAGGAUCCAGCGUAUUGUAGGUGUUUUGCAGAAGCCACAGAUGGGGGAACGUUACCUAGGAACCUUGCUACAGGUAGAAGGGAUGUUAAAGACUUGGUUUCCACAUAUAGCUGCCCAGAAGUCGUCAUUGAAUGGUGGCAAGCAUCAGCUGACCAAGCAUUUUCCAAGCCACCACAGUGAUUCAGCCGCUUCCUCUCCUGCAUCUCCUAUGGAAAAGAUGGACCAGACACAGCUAGGACAUCUAGCUUUAAAACCAAAGCAGCCUUGGCACCUCACAGAAUGGCCAGCUAUGAACCUUACCUGGAUCCACACCACUCCAAUUUGCAACCCCCCUCUCAGCUCCCCAGGUACUAUCUCCUUUAGCCAUGGUCCUUUAGGCACUGGAACCGGUAUUGGCGUCAUUCUUUUCCUACAGCAUGGAGUGCAACCCUUCACCCACUCUGCCCCAGCCACUCCAGUCCCACCUACUACAGCAUCUCCUGUCAUCCCUGGUGAACCUAUGAAACUAUCUGGAGAGGGGCCUCGUUGCUACAGUUUGCCAGUAACUCUGCCAUCAGACUGGAGCUAUACCCUAUCCCCUCCCAGUCUACCCACCUUGGCCAGGGAGAUGACCAAAGGACACCGGGAGCAGCAGAGAAGCCAUGCUCCAGUUGCUCCUGAUGCUCAUCUUCUCAACCUCUAGCCUGGGGCAUACAGCUGUCCACUGUGAUUUCUAAUUUGUGUAAAUAUUCAUGUAUAUAUGUAUUUUUACUUUUAAUGUGUGCAUUUGUGUUGAGGGAAGACAAAUCCUUUCUGAUUAAAGAAAUUUUUUUAUACCUAAA
Macaca mulatta (Rhesus monkey) is the source of this 2668-nucleotide messenger RNA. It is a transcript of the gene CIART, whose product is annotated as circadian associated repressor of transcription. Gene Ontology annotation, molecular function: RNA polymerase II cis-regulatory region sequence-specific DNA binding. Gene Ontology annotation, cellular component: nucleus. Gene Ontology annotation, biological process: circadian regulation of gene expression; negative regulation of DNA-templated transcription. The record is from RefSeq and is a predicted model, not a curated record. NCBI's taxonomy places the organism in Eukaryota, Metazoa, Chordata, Mammalia, Primates, Cercopithecidae.